AUAUUAUUGUUUUUUUUUUUUUGCAAUUUACGUAUUUUUUCCCUUCUGUUUAGUUUUAUUUAUUUUCGAGAGUUGUUUUGAGACUUUCAAAGUGUUUCCAUUUCUUAUGUAGCUACUUAUAGUCUAAAAUGUAUAAAUAUUUUAUAAUUUGUAACAUUUUCUUCAUUUCCAUAAUUAGAGGGAAGGUUAUACCCCCGGUUAAUAACACUGCAACAAUUUUAUUUCCCGUUGUAUCACCACAAUCAGAGAAAAACGACAAUCCAACGUAUAAAUUGAUAAGUGAAGGUGGCUCAAUAACACAUAAUAUCAAUGCAGUUACUUUACCUAGUAAUGACUUGACUCUCAUAAAUUUAGAAAAAAAUGUAAGUGUUACUAAAGGAACAUCUGUGGUUGCAAGAAAAGGAGUCACUUAUGAAGAAUCAGGCAUCAAAAGUCACGAAGAUAAAUUAGCAUCUGAAAUUCAUCUUCCGAAAGUAGCUAAUAAUACAAACAAACUUGUUGAAUUACAGAAAGGCACAAACGCCACAACUUUAAACAUCACAAACAUUCCUAAUGAUGUACAAAAAGUGAAUGUUACCAAAAUACACAAGCCUUUAUUGGUAUCUUCUGAAUUAUUAGCAAAAAUGGACACAAUUAAUAAUGUGAGCAUUGAUGAAAAUGGGCCUAGUAUUAAAGCUCAUGUGCUAAAAGCUGGUAGCCACCCUGGAAUGAUUCUUCCCAUAGUGAUAACAAUUUUGGUUGUUCCCAUGUUUGCAGUAGUGGCCUAUAUGGCACUUAAAAGGGGCCAAGAGGCUUGGAAAAAUAGGCACUAUAAACGGAUGGACUUUCUUCUUGAUGGAAUGUACAAUGACUAAAUAUUAGAAGAAAUUGAAAGAAUGAAGACAAGCAUAAGUUAAAAGUAAUGAAUUUCAAUGUUGUCUUCAGUUUUAUGCAGUUGUUUUUUAUACAUGUUAAUUUAUGAUACAUUGCUACAUGGUUAGCAUAAUAUAUCUUAAUAUAUGAUAAAUUAAUAUCAUAAACUACUAGUUAAUUGAAAAAAAAAAGUUUUAAACUAUAUUCAUGUGUUGAAGCUCAAAAGAGAUAGAUGACAAAUUACAACAAAAGCAAUAAUAUUAAGUAUAAUAUAAUUUCUUGUACUCUGUGCUUAUGAAGUGCCUUGUUGAUAUUACUUUUCUAACUUUAGGUACAUUUUUGUAAUUUGUAUUUUUGAUAUUGAAUUAUUGGAUAUAAGUUUGUGUAGUCUUCCUAAGAUUUGUUGUGAUAUUAUAUGCAGAAUUUAACUUUUUAAUGUUAUUGUAAUAUCUAGUUAUUUUUUUUAGAAAUUAAAAUAAUGUUGAAAAGAAAAAAA
Messenger RNA from Maniola jurtina (meadow brown), 1348 nucleotides. RefSeq lists its product as uncharacterized. The transcript has a single exon. Bases 129 to 854 code for a protein of 241 amino acids. Lineage: Eukaryota; Metazoa; Arthropoda; Insecta; Lepidoptera; Nymphalidae. The record is from RefSeq and is a predicted model, not a curated record.